AUGCAGGGAGUCCCAGAAAGUCCUUCUCAAGAGGGAGUGUUGUUGCAUCUAGAGGAGCAGGGAGAGUCACGACCUCCCAGUGAAGUGUCUUUGCCCUCCACGGUCUCCUUGGAAUCACGUCACCAGUCCUGGUUUUCUGACUCUCCAGAGGAUGAUACACUGGAGGCUGUUGGUGCUGUCCUGGGUAUGCUGCCAGCGGGUUACCAUCAAUCAGAUGACAACCUUUUUGGCCAGCGCCAGACAAGCAGGGAGGAAUUCCUCAACGAGUUGAGAGGACAGCUGACUGAACAGGAGAGUGAGUGGAUGCGAGCUCAUCACCCUGUACCACAGCCUCUG
Molecule: messenger RNA, 336 nt
Organism: Gryllus bimaculatus (two-spotted cricket)
Lineage: Eukaryota; Metazoa; Arthropoda; Insecta; Orthoptera; Gryllidae
Source: the annotation of a GenBank genome assembly